ACUUCCAUGAAUCACACGACCACGAUUACAGUCCGUACCGAACACGAUCCAUGUUCUUUUCUAUAUUUAAAUAUAUUCACCAUCCAUAACAUCCCGCAUUCGGAUCUUCCCAUAGUGAAAGAGACAUAGAGAGUGAGAGAGAGUAAGUAAAGUAGCUUUCUUUAUUUAUUAUAUGGAUUACAGAUAGAAGACAGGUAAUCUUAGUGACGCAAAGAUAAAGACAGGUCAGUGACGCAAAUCUGAGAGUAGACUUCACUCUGAGAAGAUUAAAGCAACCGGUCUUGAAGAGAAAGACAAGCAAAAAUGGGUUUCGUAAUGAUUUCGAUGUGAAACACACCACUUUCUCACAAUCUGCUUCUUCUUGUUCUUUUGGGUGUUCUGUUUCUUCUGGACCUACCUUUUCAGGGUUACACAAAUCUUCUUGGAUAGUUUUCUCGCUUGGGGGAGUUGAAUAUUGCCUUGGCUGCAUAAAAGUAUAAGACGAGUUUCAUGAUGAAGGCAAGAACAGCUAACAAUGUCCAGUCUAAGCGAUCUACCAAGAGUGUAAGAAAAGAUCAAAAGCUGCAGAAGACGAAUAGCCAGAAAAGAUUGUCAGAACAAGAGAAACUCAAGGACUUGGACGCUAAGGAAGUGUCUAGUACUAUCUCUACAGUAGCAAGUGAUUCAACCACACAAUCAGAUCGCUCUGAGGCUUACGAGUCAGUAGAUGUUCGUUACUUGGAUGAUAAUAACGGCGGCGCCAUUGCCUCUGCAGUGGCUCAUCAGGAAUCAGAUUCUAGCAGAGUUGUGGACAAAACAAGUGGAUCGGUUUGUGAUUUGGAGAAAGAUGUUGAUGAACAAGAUUGUAAAGAUGCUAAGGAAAUCGAUACAGAUGCUCGAGAAGGUAACAAUGCUGAUGUCUGGGAAGAUGCUUCGAACGGUGCUCUUAGUGCUGAAAGUGAGAACGAGGCUGCUGAUGUUACAGAGAAUAGUGGUGGGAACUUUGAGGACAAGAUUGAGCAUCUAGAGACGAGGAUCGAGAAACUAGAAGAGGAGCUUAGAGAAGUUGCUGCACUUGAGAUUUCGCUCUAUUCUGUUGUGCCUGACCAUUGCAGCUCUGCACACAAGCUUCAUACUCCUGCUCGGCGUAUUUCUAGAAUCUACGUCCAUGCCUGUAAGCAUUUUACUCAGGGAAAGCGUGCUACGAUUGCUAGAAACUCUGUUUCUGGUCUUGUUUUGGUUGCUAAAUCUUGUGGGAAUGAUGUUUCGAGGUUGACCUUCUGGUUAUCAAACAUCAUAGCUCUAAGGCAGAUAAUUUCGCAAGCUUUUGGUACGUCUCGCAUUACACGCAUCUCUGAAUCAAAUGGUGAUUCAGGCAAGAAAACAAACCUGAGAUGGAAGAAUGGUUUCCAACAGCUUUUGGAGGAUUGGCAAGAAACUGAGACAUUUACUACUGCACUCGAGAAAAUCGAGUUUUGGGUAUUCUCUAGAAUCGUGGAGUCUGUUUGGUGGCAGGUCUUUACUCCUCAUAUGCAAUCCCCUGAAAACGACUCAUCAGCCAGUAAAUCAAAUGGGAAAAUGACGGGACCUUCCUUGGGUGAUCAGAACCAAGGGACCUUUUCGAUAAGCCUAUGGAAAAAUGCUUUCCGAGAUGCUCUGCAACGGCUUUGUCCUAUGCGAGGUGCGGGACAUGAAUGCGGUUGCUUACCUGUAUUGGCUAGAAUGGUUAUGGAUAAGUGUAUCGGUAGAUUUGAUGUAGCCAUGUUCAAUGCUAUUCUGCGAGAGUCAGAGCAUCAGAUUCCAACCGAUCCCGUCUCUGAUCCUAUUCUUGAUUCCAAAGUUCUGCCUAUUCCUGCUGGAGACUUGAGCUUUGGAUCAGGGGCACAACUUAAAAACGCGAUUGGCAAUUGGUCAAGAUGUCUCACUGAAAUGUUCGGCAUGAAUUCUGAUGAUUCUUCGGCAAAAGAAAGCGAAGAUGAUCACGCAGAAAGUAAACCCUUUGUUUUACUAAAUGAACUUAGUGAUCUUCUUAUGCUUCCAAAAGACAUGCUUAUGGAAAGAUCCAUUAGAGAAGAGAUGUGCCCAUCGAUCAGUCUUCCACUCAUCAAAAGAAUACUCUGCAACUUCACACCUGAUGAGUUCUGUCCAGAUCAUGUACCUGGUGCAGUCCUAGAAGAGCUCAAUGCUGCGGAGAGCAUUGGUGAUGGGAAGCUCUCAGAAACAAGCUUCCCUUAUGGAGCUUCCUCUAUUUCUUACAUGCCUCCAUCGACCAUGGAUAUAGCAGAAAAAGUUGCUGAGGCUGCAGGAAAACUGUCAAGGAACGUAUCUAUGAUACAGAGAAAAGGAUACACGAGCGACGAGGAGCUUGAGGAACUGGACUCGCCUCUUUCAUCGAUCGUUGACAAGGGGAGUGACUUUACAGCUGGCUCAACAACUUCAAAUGCAAGAUACAAGCUUCUUCGGGAAGUGUGGGGUUUAGUUGAGUGAUGAUUGGGAGACCAAGUUAAAAAAAGGAAGUAGUAUGCGUGUUGCUAUGAAUUUACGGCUGUUGCUUAGAGAAUUCGCCGAUACAAGCAACGAUAAUGUGGAGAGCUUUCUGUACAAUUACAGAGAUACUCUGUUUUUAUGUAUCAUAAAGAAGCCAUAAAGAAGUAAACCCUUUGUUUUAUUAAAUGAACUUAGUGAUCUUAGGGGCUAUUGGUUC
Molecule: messenger RNA, 2683 nt
Organism: Camelina sativa (false flax)
Lineage: Eukaryota; Viridiplantae; Streptophyta; Magnoliopsida; Brassicales; Brassicaceae
Cellular component (GO): nuclear pore
Source: RefSeq, a predicted model, not a curated record